UACAGGAUAGCAGCAGAAUACAUGAAAUAGAGCAUUAAAUGUGUUUGUUUUUAAUGCAGGGGGGGUGCGUCAAAUAAGCUGCCCUGCCUUGCGAGGUUCAGGUGGGAUCCGAGAUGGAGCCAGUCAAAGAGGAGGCUACAGAAGGGGGACAGGUCCAUGUUAAAGAAGAGGCCGCUGAAUUUGACCCGGUCCACGUCAAAGAGGAGAUCCCUGAGCUGGUCGUCGUUCAGAUUGAGUACCCAGGACUGGAGCCCGUCAAAGAGGAGUGGGCAGAUUUGGGACCUGCCACCAGCGGGGCGGAGGAGCUUGCUCAAGUGGAAAGCGUCCAGUUGGAAGACGAGGGCGCCGGAGAAGGGGCUCGAGGUCUCGGCUCCGAGCCGGCGGCCGGCCGCUCUGACAGCGACCGCGGGGGCCGGUGGUGCCCCGAGUGUGGGAAGACUUUCAAGCAUGCGCACAGCCUCAAGGUGCACCAGCGCAUUCACACGGGAGAGAAACCGUACGCCUGCCCCGAGUGCGGCAAGAGCUUCCGGCAGCCGGGCCACCUGAAGGACCACCAGCGAGUCCACACGGGGGAGAGGCCUCACCAGUGCGCCGACUGCGGGAAAGCAUUCAGCUACCUGGGGCACCUGAAAGACCACGAGCGCACCCACACUGGCGCCAGGCCCUUCGCUUGUUCGGCGUGCGGGAAGAGCUUCAGCCGGCUGGGCUACCUCAAAGACCACCAGAGGAUCCACACGGGGGUCAGGCCAUACGUCUGCCCCCAGUGCGGGAAGAGCUUCAGCCGGCUGGGGCACUUCAAAGACCACCAGAGGAUCCACACGGGGGUCAGGCCGUACGUCUGCCCGCAGUGUUCGAAGAGCUUCAACGAACUGGGUUCGCUGAAAAAGCACAGGCUGGUUCACAGCGGGCUGAAGCCCUACCGCUGCGUCGCAGCUGCCUGCGGGAAGAGCUUCAGCCAGCUGGGUAACUUGAAUCGGCACUUGCUGACCCACACAGCCCGGGAGUCCACCGACCGUUGCCCCGACUGCGGGAAAAAUUUCUCAGACAACAGGAGCUUGGAGAGGCACCUUAUGGCUCUCUGUGGCGCCAAGACGCAUCUCUGCCCGGACUGUGGGAAAAGCUUUACCAAGCCUGGCGGGCUGACGAGGCACCGUUUGGUCCACACCGGCGAAAAGCGCUACCUCUGCGCGGAUUGCGGGAAGAGUUUCCGGGAUCUGUACUGCCUUAAAAUCCACCGCCGCAUCCACACGGGAGAGGAUCUGUUUUCCUGCCCUGAAUGCGGGAAAAAUUUCAACCUCCACCGCAGCUUGAAAAUUCACCAGCAGCUGCACACGGGGCUGAAACCGUAUUCCUGCCAGGAAUGUGGGAAGAGUUUUUCCAAGCCGGGAUGCCUGAAGAGGCACCAGCGCAUCCACACCGGAGCGAAGCCGUAUCACUGCGCUGACUGCGGGAAGAGUUUCAGGCAUCUGAACACUUUCAAGGUCCACCAGCAGAUUCACACCGGGGUGAAACCCUACAGCUGCGAGGACUGCGGGAAGAGUUUCCGACACACGCACACGUUUAAAAAACACAGGCAGGCUCACGCGAGCGCGAACGCAUAGUCGCUCGCACACGCAACCAGCUCCGUGAAGGAUUUAUUAUUAUUAUUAUUAUUAUUAUUAUUAUUGAGUCACUCAGCAGACACUUU
Molecule: messenger RNA, 1687 nt
Organism: Polyodon spathula (Mississippi paddlefish)
Lineage: Eukaryota; Metazoa; Chordata; Actinopteri; Acipenseriformes; Polyodontidae
Product: zinc finger protein 135-like
Exons: 1
Coding region: 114-1601 (495 amino acids)
Biological process (GO): regulation of cytokine production; regulation of immune system process; negative regulation of transcription by RNA polymerase II
Source: RefSeq, a predicted model, not a curated record